AUGAUACAUUUUCUAUUAUUACAAAAUAUUAAAGGUAGAACUAGAUUUGCAAGAUGGUAUACAAUCCUAACUUAUAAGGAAAGAAAAUAUUUAGAAGAAGAAAUACAGAUCAAAAUAGCUAAUAUAGAAAAUCAAAAUAUAUCUUAUUUUAAUAUUGGAAAUAAAAAAAUUGUAUAUAAAAGAUUUUCUAAUAUUUAUAUUAUUGUUGGUAUAGAUAAUAACGAUAAUUAUUUAUUUGCUUCAUGUUUAAUUCAAUUAAUUGCUGAAAUAACUCAAAAACGACUUCAACGAAUAUCCGAAAUUGAUAUUGUAUAUCAAAGUAAACGUUUCUCUGCAAUAAUAGAUGAAAUAGUAAUGGGAGGAGAAGUAAUAGAUACAUCAAUACCAAAUAUUUUAAAAAGACUUCGUUAUAUAUAA
Messenger RNA from Cryptosporidium muris RN66, 417 nucleotides. Its product is annotated as clathrin adaptor complex small chain family protein. The transcript has a single exon. Lineage: Eukaryota; Apicomplexa; Conoidasida; Eucoccidiorida; Cryptosporidiidae. Gene Ontology annotation, biological process: protein transport; vesicle-mediated transport. The record is from RefSeq and is a predicted model, not a curated record. Gene Ontology annotation, cellular component: intracellular membrane-bounded organelle. The coding region runs from base 1 to 417 and encodes 138 amino acids.